This is a messenger RNA of Musca domestica (house fly), 352 nucleotides long. RefSeq names its product cx9C motif-containing protein 4. Bases 118 to 336 code for a protein of 72 amino acids. Gene Ontology annotation, cellular component: mitochondrial intermembrane space. The transcript has 2 exons. NCBI's taxonomy places the organism in Eukaryota, Metazoa, Arthropoda, Insecta, Diptera, Muscidae. The record is from RefSeq and is a predicted model, not a curated record.
UAUCAGAAUUAUCUAAUGACAAGGUAAACGAACAAACCCAAUAUCAAAAAACCAAGGAGAAGAAUUAUUUUUUGCAUGCUUUUCACAACGGAGACGAACUGACGACUUUUGUCAUAUAUGUCAUAUAAUACCAAAAAGGAUCCUUGUAAGGCAAACGCUUGUAGGAUACAAGCCUGUUUGAAAGAAAACAAUUACCAGGAAGAAAAGUGCAAGGAGGUGUUGGAACAAAUGCGAAUUUGCUGCCUGAAGUGGCACCAAACAUCAUUGUGUUGCUCUGGUAUCGAUUUAAACCGGUCAUAUCUAUCCGACGAGGAGCCUCAAAAAGAAAAACAGUAGUUACAAGUUAUUUGAG